Molecule: messenger RNA, 621 nt
Organism: Neurospora tetrasperma FGSC 2508
Lineage: Eukaryota; Fungi; Ascomycota; Sordariomycetes; Sordariales; Sordariaceae
Exons: 7
Coding region: 1-621 (206 amino acids)
Source: RefSeq, a predicted model, not a curated record
AUGCCCGGCCUACGCGCUCCUAGGACUAUACCUUGUAUGGAACUAGUGCACUUGGGCAAACAACUAUUUUGCGUUAGGCGUGGUAGUUGCGGUCAACGGUAUAAAUCACCAAGUACUAGAUAUGCCCCGCUUCUUGAUGGCGACAACUAUACGGUUAUAUCGGAUCCAGCUAUUAGGAUUAUGAAUAACGAUAACAAUAACAACGAUUGGGAAGAUGUGAACGACGACGACGACGACGAUAACGGUAAGGAGAAUCUAAGUAGAGAUUAUAAUGAUAUUUUACCGGUUGGUUUCAAUGAAGAACAACUUCGCCUCGAUUUGGAAUAUACUAAGCGAGAUUUCGACAACGAGCCAGAAACCGUUGCAUUUGACGAGGAUUUUAUCGACGAAGAUAUUUACAACGAAUUCUAUAUUACUGAACCUAUCGAAGUUCGAAAUGCUAGGUACACUACGUGGGGAAGAUGGCAAACUAGUGCUAGCGAUACAAUAAUUGCCCUGAUAGUUGAAAACCUUGAAACGCUAUGUGGAAAGUCGAAUGCCGUUACUAGAUAUAAGGGAAGCCAGUAUUCCUCUACAAUAAUAGUAGCAGUAGUAGUAGCAGUAGUAAUAUAUAUUUCGUAA